This is a messenger RNA of Eutrema salsugineum, 909 nucleotides long. RefSeq names its product glutathione S-transferase U4. Gene Ontology annotation, biological process: glutathione metabolic process. The record is from RefSeq and is a predicted model, not a curated record. The transcript has 2 exons. Gene Ontology annotation, cellular component: cytoplasm. Gene Ontology annotation, molecular function: glutathione transferase activity. Bases 49 to 720 code for a protein of 223 amino acids. NCBI's taxonomy places the organism in Eukaryota, Viridiplantae, Streptophyta, Magnoliopsida, Brassicales, Brassicaceae.
AAGAAGAAAAAAUAACUAGGCUUAGAAUAAGGAAGCAAGUGGGAUCAUAUGGCAGAUAGAGAAGAGGAUGUGAAGCUUCUAGGCUUUUGGGCAAGCCCUUUUAGCCGUAGAGUCGAGAUGGCUCUCAAACUUAAAGGCGUGCCUUACGAGUACUUGGAGCAAGAUUUGAUGAACAAGAGCGAUUUGCUUCUUGAGCUAAACCCGGUUUACAAGAAGGUUCCAGUUCUUGUCCAUAAAGGUAAAAUAUUACUCGAGUCACAUCUGAUCCUCGAAUACAUCGACCAGACAUGGACAAACAAUCCAAUUCUUCCUCGAGAUCCAUACGAGAAAGCUAUGGCUUUAUUUUGGGCCAAGGUUGUUGAUGAACAGGUCACAUCUAGGUUGAUUUCCCUGGUGAAAGCAGAGAAGGGAUUAGAGGUUGCAAUUGAGGAGGCUCGAGAACACAUUACAUUUCUUGAAAAGGAAGUCACCGGAAAAGAUUUCUUCGGUGGCAAGACAAUCGGAUUUUUGGACAUGGUCGCAGGAAGUGUGAUCCCGUUUUGUUUGGCUCGGGCUUGGGAAGGUAUGGGGAUUGAUAUGAUUCCAGAGGAAAAGUUUCCAGAGCUAAAUAGAUGGAUUAAGAAGUUGAAUGAUUUGGAGAUUGUGAGGGAAUGUAUUCCUCCUCGAGAGAAACAAAUUGACCACAUGAAAAAAGUUGCAGAGCGAAUCAAAUCGGCUUAAGAAAUAAUUAUCAUAGUUUUUUGGACUGGAGUUGUUAACUUGUUUUUAUAGCUUCGUUGUUAAUAAGUUGUAUGUGAACUAUCUACUAAAUAAAAAUGAGGAUAUCUGUAUCUGCAAUGGUAAAAGAAAUAUUUUGUAUGAAUAUGAAGAUACGUAUCUCUUUACUUGAGCUUUUUUUUUAUAACUAAA